This is a messenger RNA of Heterocephalus glaber (naked mole-rat), 7948 nucleotides long. RefSeq names its product zinc finger protein 318 (gene Znf318). Gene Ontology annotation, molecular function: zinc ion binding; nucleic acid binding. The record is from RefSeq and is a predicted model, not a curated record. Gene Ontology annotation, cellular component: nucleoplasm. Lineage: Eukaryota; Metazoa; Chordata; Mammalia; Rodentia; Bathyergidae. Gene Ontology annotation, biological process: negative regulation of DNA-templated transcription; positive regulation of DNA-templated transcription.
GCGGCGCGCUCGGCCCCCGGAGCUGCGCGGGGCCGAGCGAAGGGCAGGGGGUGGCAGCGGCGCCCGCCCUCUGGGCCCGAGUCGAAGCCGCCGCGGUGGCUGCAGCCGCCGGAGCCAUGUACCGCAGCGGGCCCCGCGCCUCGGGCUCGUCGCACCGGGCUAAAGACGGCGGCGGGGGCGACCUGCGUACCGGCCGCGGCCCCGGCUACUCGUCAGGCCCAGCCCGCCGUCCCUCGCCGCCGCCUCCCUCCUGCGCCCCCACGCUGCGGACCCCGGCGCGCCGGCCCCGCUCGCCCCCUGCGCACCGAAGCCGCCGGGCCUCGCCGUCUCCGCCCCGCAGCCGCCGCAGCUCCCCAUCCCCUCCGCGGGGCCGCCGACUCUUCCCGCCGGGCCCAGGCAGCUUCCGAGGCAGCAGCCGCGGCGAGCCCCGCGCUGAUUUCUCCCGGGACGGCCGCGGGGACCACGGCGGCGACAGCGGCAGCCGGAGACGCUCUCCCAGUCUGCGUUCUGAUUCUUCUUUGGAACAGAGCUUAAGGAUCACUGUUGGCAAUGACCACUUUUGUGUUAGUACACCAGAACGGCGAUGCCUUAAUGAUCGGCUGGGGUCACCAGUGGAUAAUCCGGAGGACAUGGACAGGGAUGACCUGAUUGAUGAUUCUGUCUUCACUCGACGCUCCCAAUGCUCUCGGGGUCUUGAGCAAUAUAUUUCCCAGGAGGAGAGGCCUCUUAGUCCCUUCUUGGGACAACUUGAUGAGGACUACAGAACAAGAGAAACUUUCCUGCAUCGAUCUGAUUAUAGUCCCCAUGUCAGUUGUCAUGAUGAGCUGUUGCGGGGAACAGAACGGAAUAGAGAUAAACUCAAAAGCUCCUACUCUGUUCGAUCUGAGGAAAGGAGCCGGGAGGCCAAAAGGCCCCGUUAUGAUGAUACAGAAAAGAUACACAGCAUGGAAGGGGAUCACCCAAGUUUUACAUCAGGAACUCGCAACUAUCGGCAGCGUAGACGAAGCCCAAGUCCUAGGUUUCUAGAUCCUGAGUUUCGCGAGCUGGACCUUGCCAGGAGAAAGCGAGAGGAAGAGGAACAAAGUAGGAGCUUGAGUCAGGAGCUGGUGGGAGAAGGUGACAGUGGUACUGGCUGUUCCAUCCCUGGAUUAUCAGGUUCCCUGACAGCUUCAGAGCCUGGAUAUUCUUUGCAUCGGCUGGAGGAAGUAUCUGCAAUGCCCAAGAAGUCCAUUCUGAAGAAGCGGACUGAGGUGGAUAUGGAGCCUUCUGUACAGCUUGGCAGUUUUUCCAGCAGCACCAGCACCAGCCAGGAUCACCCAGGGUACUCUGGACACUCAUCUCUUCCGCUGAGUGGUGCUAUUGCAGCUUUUGCUACAGAGAUUGAAGACAAGGGGACAACAGUGGAGGCUGCCCUGAAGGAACCUCAGGGCAACCUCUACCAAUGGGGUCCCCUCCCUGGGGUGCCCAAAGACAACAGUCCUCUCAGAGAAAAAUUUGGAAGCUUUCUGUGCCACAAAGAAAAACUGGAUUUGAAGGCUGAGGGACACACAGACUUCUUACUGCCCCAUGAGAGAGCUAGCCAGGAUGGAAGUGGGUUUUCCCGAAUUCUGAGCAUGUUGGCAGAUUCUACCAGCACACAGGAGAAAAGGCGCCGAAGCUUCCCUGACAUUGAGGAUGAGGAGAAAUUUCUCUAUGGUGAUGAAGAAGAGGACUUUAAGGCAGAGUCACCACCAAAGCCCCCUGGGAGUUCUGAGACUGAAGUUAUGAGGCAGAAGGCAAGCUCCCUGCCCUCUUCAUCUCCAGCUAUAAAGCUGGAAUCCCUAGAAGAGACCAGUCCUGAAUAUGCCAAGAUUCAUGACUUGCUAAAGACCAUAGGGCUGGAUAUUGGAGUAGCAGAGAUUAGUCAGCUGGCUGUGCGUACACAGGAGCGACUUCAUGGCAAGAAGCCAUCAUCACGCUCCACAGCUGAUCGCCGUUCCUCUGUUGACCGACACUUUUCAGCAGACCGUUGCUCUUCUGUUGACCACCGUUUCUCAGUUGAUCAGUGCUCCUCAGAUCCCCACAGGCUGGAUGACAGGGAUGUACACCAUGGCAGUGCCCACUCUCCAGAGGGGUCCCGUCCACACCCAGCCUCCCCAGUGGAUCCUUACUUGCUCACAAAACACAGCCCUCCCUUCCUAAAAUCUGACCAUCCAGUGAGUCAUGUUUCAGGACCCAAGGUGGUUGGUAGUGGGUUUCAGUCAGCUGUUGCAGUCAGGUGCGUAUUGCCCUCUGCACCAUCUACCCCGAUUAGGCUUCCCCACUCUGCUUCAUUAUCUCAGUUUCAUGUGCCACAGCCCUCUCAGUUUGCUGCCGCUCGGAUACCUCCAAACUAUCAGGGACCUGCCAUCCCUGCUGCCUCAUUUGAUGCCUAUAGGUCCUACAUGGCCUAUGCAGCUGCAAGAUGGCCCAUGUACCCUGCAUCUCAGCCAGCAAGCCCCCUUCUUCCUGAGCUACACAGAAUAAUGCCACUAACCAAACAGGCUUCUCGGAGCCGUCCCAACCUCCGUGUGAUCCCCACUGUGACUCCUGACAAGCCCAAACAGGAGGAGCCAGUGCCAGACUCAGUUCCUACUGCCCAAGUGCCUGUCCAGGUGUCCAUCCCACCACUCAUAAGAUACAACCCAGAGAAGAUCUCUGAUGAAAAGAACCGCGCCUCCCAGAAGCAGAAGGUUAUUGAAGAGAGGGAAAAACUGAAGAGUGAUCGGGAAGCCCGCCAGAAGAAAAUGUACUAUCUUAGGACUGAAUUGGAGCGACUGCAUAAACAACAAGGGGAGAUGUUACGCAAGAAGCGAAGGGAGAAGGAUGGUCACAAAGACCCACUCCUGGUGGAGGUGAGUCGGCUGCAGGAUAACAUAAUGAAGGACAUUGCAGAGCUACGGCAGGAAGCAGAAGAGGCAGAAAAGAAGCAAUCUGAACUUGACAAAGUGGCUCAGAUUUUGGGAAUUAAUAUCUUUGAUAAAUCGCAGAAAUCUUCAAAUGACAGUAAAGAGCCUGCUGAGAAGCCUGGGAAAGCAGAAAAAUCUAAGAGCCCAGAGAAAGUAUUGGCUUCCUCAAACUCUUCUAGCAAUAAGGAAUCAAAAGUAAACCAUGAGAAGUCCCAUAUUAAGAGCCCUAAGCCUGCUGAAAGCCCCCAGCCGCCUGCUAAGCAGUCUGAUCAGCCUCUUGCUAGUUACGAGUAUUAUGAUGCUAGUAACCACUGGUGCAAAGACUGCAAUACCAUCUGUGGGACCAUGUUUGACUUCUUCACCCACAUGCACAAUAAGAAGCACAUACAGACACUGGAUCCCUACCACAGACCUUGGGCUUCAAAGACCCAGAGUGAGGCCAAGCAAGAUGUCAUAAAGCGCACUGACAAGAUAACUGUUCCUGCAAAAGGCUCUGAGUUUCUGAUUCCUACCACUGGAUUUUACUGCCAACUCUGUGAAGAAUUUUUGGGGGAUCCAAUUUCUGGAGAGCAACAUGUGAAGGGUCACCAACACAAUGAGAAAUACAAGAAAUAUGUGGAUGAAAACCCAUUGUACGAGGAACGGCGGAAUCUGGACCGCCAGGCUGGCUUGGCUGUGGUCCUAGAGACAGAACGGCGACGGCAAAGUGAGCUAAAGCGCAAACUUAGGGAGAAACAAAAUGAGGAGAAAGAAAAAAAGGCAAAGGUUGUGAAGGAAACAAAGGAAGGUGAUAAGCUCUGUAUGGAAUUAGAAGACCAAGUCUCUGAGAGUUGGAACACCCCUGAAAAAGCUGAAAAUAAAAGGAAUAUGAACAUCAAACUCCAAUUAAAAGAAGUGAAGAAGGAAUCACCAACAUUAUCAUCUUUUGGGAAAUUCAGCUGGAAGAAGCCAGAAAAAGAAGAGGAAAAGAGUUCAGUGGUGGGCCCAAGUAUCCUUAAAGAAGAAACUGUGGAAAGCAGUAAGGACAAAGAAGAUGGCAAAGCUGAAACAGGGAAGGUAAAGCCCAUCAAAAUCAAGCUGUCUGGGAAAACUGUUGUUGCACAUACCAGCCCCUGGAUGCCUGUCGUGACAACUUCAACACAAACUAAAAUUCGACCCAACCUGCCUAUCCCAUCCACAGUCCUCCGCAAAUCAGGUUCAGCUUCAGUGAGCAAGCCUGCUCCUCUUAACACCUUUCUAUCCAUCAAGUCCUCUGGAACCACUGCUAAACCUCUGCCAGUGGUUAAGGAGUCUUCAGCUGAUCUUCUCUUGCCUCCAGACAUCAUCUCCAAAGCUUUUGGAGGAGAGGAGGUGAUUCUAAAAGGGUCUCCAGAAGAAAAAGUGCUGGCUGAAAAGAAUGAGCUAUCCCAUAUACCUGAGCAGAUGUUGCCACCACCACCUCCUCCUCCUCCUCCUCCACCGCCACCACCUCCACCCCCACCUCCUCCACCUCCACCACCCCCAGUUAUACUUCAUCCCACUGCUCCAUCUCCUGCUCAAGCAAAUGCUGUCUUGGCUCCAGGAAAAUCAAACUCUGCUGUAUCUCAGACUCUCAGUUCUGGCUUCCUGGGUCCUAACAUUCUGAACCCAGUGUUGCCAGUAGCUUUCAAGGCCUCAGCACAGCCAGCUGCCAUUCCUUCUGAUGAGACAGCACCCGGGGUGAGUGAAAGUGACCGAGAUCAGACCCUGUUCUCUAUGUUAGUUCGUCCUCCCCCACCCCUCUCAAGUGUGUUCAGUGAACAGGCCAAAAAGGUGGAGAAGCGAAAUUCGUGCUUAGCCACAGCCAACGCUAAGGAUCUGUAUGACAUAUUCUAUAGUAGUGGUGGAAAGGGGGCCCCUGAGACUAAGCUGAGUAGUGGGCCAUUGGCCAAUGGGGAAAAUAGCCACCUUUCUAAAACUGAAAAUUCACAUACCUCUUCCACUUCUCCCUUGACGAGCAGUGCAUCCCAAAAGGAAUUGCCUCAAGAUAGAGGGUUGGUCACUGCUUCUAUAGUCAGCAACCAUGAAAAUGCCAUUGUAAAAACUGUGGUGUCUGUAGGAAAACAGUCAGUUGUAAAGGAACUAGACCCGAAAAGCAGAGACCGUAGCUAUAGUUUCUUACAGCCUCUGACAAGGUUGUGCCAAAACAGGCCGUAUAAAACUACUACCCCAAAGACGGACACUUCAGCAACAUGGACUUCUAGCUCUUUCCAGAGUGAUGAUAGGAAUCUAGCUCCAAAGGGGCAAAUUGAACUUGACCUGGGAGAGCCAGGGCCACCUGGUAUAGACCCGGCUCCUCAGCUGUCAGGUAUACACUGUCAUACUAAGGAGUCUCAGAAAUUGGUAGAAGUUCACCUCGUAGAUUCUGGUAACCAAUAUAAGGAAAGCCAGGAGCUCCACAGCUGUAAAGAUUUUGGAGAAAGUGACAUAGAGACCAACAUUGAACUAAAAGGAAGGGUAGCAGUUAAAGAGGGAGCAAGUGCCAACACUGGGCCCCACAGCAUAGAAGACUCUAAUUUGAACCAUGGGAAUAGAUAUAUGUGGGAGGGAGAAGUAGAACAGCCAGAGUUGCUAAUGAUUGGCAAAGAAGCUGAACAGUCUAAGAAAUUAAUGACAGGACAUGAAACUCCAAGUAAAGUAAUCAUUGAAUCGAGUGCACAGGCUCUCUCUUCUACAAAGGCAAAAAUAGAUCCAUUUCCAUCGGAAGAUAAGUCUUUACUCCAGCACUCACAAGAUAAACUUGGGAAAAUUUCCACCCCAGAAUUGUUUCUUCAGUAUCCAUCAAGAUCAGAUGCAUGUUUAACAGAUAGUCCCUGGGAGCAAGGAGUUUCAGGUGGUAGUGAAAAGUGGCUAGAAAAUUCAGCUGCAGAAUUAGCUCCCAGAACUUCUAGGUACAGAAGUCUCAAACUCCAAAGAGAAUUAUCAAAAGAUUUUCAAGGUAAAAUGAUCUAUGAGCUGGCCAUUUGGGAUGAGAACAAGAGCCCAGAGAAAACUAAAGUGGAAACUGUAAAGCUACGAGAUGUUCAUUCAGAAUUAACAGCAACAAUAGAAAGCAAGGCCUUAGCAGACCUUGAAGCUACACACUUAAAAGUAAAGAAUCUUGGUGCCCUGGGGAAUCUGGGAGAUACGCGUGUUGAUAUCUGUGAUACUCGGGUAGACCUAGGACAUAGACCCCCAACUACCCUGUCUCAGAAAGCAUGUGAAGAAAAUUCUGUAUCACCUACAGGAUAUAAUUCCUCUACCCGCAGCGACUUUGAAGGAGUCUCAUCUUUUUCUGGGUUUCCAUUAGGUUCUCCCAAAACCCUGGUGCUUAACUUUGCAACACAGGGUGAACACAAUUCCUCUAAUCCCAGAAGUGGGAGGAUCACUUCUCCGAACAUUGUGAAAACUGGACUUCCUACAGAAAAAGUUGACUCUGCUUUGGGCAGCCUAGAGAGAACACAUCAGGCCCUUGACCUCUUGUCAGGGGGAAGGCUACAUGAAGAAGUAGAAGAAACUUGCCAGUUACAGAAGCAAGAGUCACUCAGGUCGGAAUCAGAAACACUUAGUCCUGCAGGUAUUGGGCCAUCUCCAUGCCUCCCAGAUCUCGUUGACUUUGUCACACGGACAUCUGGCAUUCUGAAAGAGAAACUGUGUUCUCCAUUCUCUGAUCCAGGUGACCCUCCUAAGUGUAGCUCCCUGGAUAUGGGACCACUACAGCUAGAAAUCCCGAAUGCCUCCAUCAAAGAGGUAGCAGUUUUUCAAGCAGAUGAGGACAGUGACAACCCUUUGAAUGUCGUCAAACCCCCAGUUUCAGGGUCCCCUUCAGAGGAGCAAGUAGUUGGAGGCAAUAUGGUCCUUCAGGAAAUGGCUGAUGAAGCUGCAGUUGAUCCCUUCCAGAACCAAACAGAAUCCAAUGUUCGUGACUAAACACCCAGGGCUCCUUGUGGAUGAACCAAAUUGGCUUCUAGAAAUUGGAUGCCCAGAUGAUCUAGGACUGGUUGGCAAUCUCAUCUAGAACCUACAUCAUGAGAUGUAGUCAACAUCUUAACAGUAAAUAUUUAUGGAAGCUAAAAUAUGUACCUCCUUUCCUUUUUUCCUUUCCCCUUAAAAUACAGACAAAUCAAUCAUAACUUCUGUAUGUAUCUGUAAAAAAAUAUUUUCUGUUAAUUUUUUUAUCUUUUGGCCAAAUUAUUUUCUCCUACUUUGUCAUUAAAGUCAGAUGUCUGCCUGCUCACCACAUAGUGUGCUUUGAUUGUAUUUUGGCUUUGAUGCUCUCAUUUCUGGAAUGUGGGGGAGGAGGGAAACAACUGACUUCUCCAAGUGCUGUGUGGUAUUCCUACCAAAUAUCCUGGGCAAUUGAUUGAUCUGUGGGAGAAACACCAGAAAGCUUGUUGAAAUGGAAAGCUUCUACUAAUAAAGAAAGAAUUGUUUGUCUCUAGGCUUUCAUUUGGAUGGGCCUGGUUUAACAUUGUUUGAAAUGCAGCGUGAGUAGCCCUUUUGUUUAUUGUUUAUUUACUUCCCUUAUUGGCAUGUCAAGUCCCAUACUUCCCUUCUUACUCUGUUGUUUGAGAUGGUCCUGCUGGCCCAGAAACCUAUUUGGAAAUGGCCUCAGUAAACAUGGAAGAAAAUCUGGCAGACUCACUUUUGGAAGACAACAAAUCGGUAAGGUUUAUUCAUGCAUGGCCUAAUCCCAGGAGCAGAUAUGUUUUGGGGGAAUCACUUUCAUUUUUAAAAUGACAUUUGCUCAUUGUACUCCAGUAACACUUUAUAUUAAAUUGUUUAGCAACCAUUUCUCUUCUGAAGAGGCAGAAGAUCUGAAACUUGAGAUUGAACUCAUCUGUUCCACAACCUAUGUGUAUCCCUUCCUCUACCUACCUCUCCCUUUCCCAAGUUAUUUCCACCACAGUGUGAUGUUUUGGGUUGUACAUUGUUAAAAAGAUUAAAGAAUUUAUAAGUUGGCUUGAACAUGUUUAACUUUAUUUUUAAUGUGUUAAUUUUAUGGAAUAAAUGCAUUAAUCUCA